This is a messenger RNA of Cladocopium goreaui, 3093 nucleotides long. The record is from the annotation of a GenBank genome assembly. Lineage: Eukaryota; Dinophyceae; Suessiales; Symbiodiniaceae.
CGACCCGAUCGCUUUCGCAGCAGCCGAUUAUCCUCAUGGAGGCCUUCAUAGCAGCAAGGGCUCCAAUUCCUGUCAGCUUUGCCCCAGUGGCAGUUGCGAACGCCGCACAUGAGAGCCAUGGCCGAGGCAGCACAGGCUCUGCCGCCACCGCCUCAGUGGCGUUGCUCUGCGCCAUUGGCUCUAGCAGAGGCCGCCGCAACGCCACGGAGCGCCGCAUUGCGCUCGCACGGCGAAGACCGCCAGCAAAGGUGGCACGACAAGUUUGCCAUCGAAGCUGCCACGGCGGCGAGCAUUUGAGCCCAGAAAGAAAGCAAGAACUGGAGGCCAUUUGCCAAAAAAUCGCUACGCCGGGCAAAGGCAUCACAGCGACCGAUGAGGGCCCCGGUACUAUCGGCGGCCGCUUCGAAAACGUCGGUGUGGAGAACACCGAAGAGCACAGGCGGAUCUACAGACAGAUGUUGUAUGACACGCCGGGCAUCAACAACUACCUCAGUGCGGCCAUCCUGGACCCAGAAACCAUGUACCAAAAGGACGAUGACGGCGUGCCAUUUCCUCAAGCCUUGGAGAAGCGAAACAUCAUCCCUGGUGUGAAGCCUCACCUGAAGGUCUAUGAGCUGCCGGGCUGCCCUGGCGACACCGUGAUGCAGGGCUUGGAUUCCCUGGCGCAGCGGUGUAAGGAGUACAAGGCUGCCGGCGCGAAGUUCGCCAAAUGGAGAAGUCCGUUGCAGAUCUCGCGCUGGGGCCCAAGCCGCCUUGCCAUUGAAGCCAACAUGAACGACUUGGCGCGCUAUGCCUUGAUAUGUCAAGAUGAAGGUUUGGUUCCCAUCGUCGAGCCGGACAUCGUCAUGAAAGGUGAACAUGACUUGGAGACAGCCAUGGCGGUGAACAUCGAAGUUCAGUCGACCCUUUACAAGGCGAUGUUGGAGCAUGGCGUCUACAUGGAAGGGACGAUCCUCAAGACGAAUUUGGUGAAUCCUGGACUGUCCUGUGACACGGACUACAGCGUGGAAGAGAUUGCAAUGGCAAACACAGCAGUCUUGCGGCGCACGAUGCCCGUGGCCAUCCGCGGAGUGAACUUCCUGAGCGGCGGACAGACCUUGGAAGGUGCUGCAGCAAGGCUCAAUGCCAUCAACCAGGUGAAGAACCGCAUGGGCCGAAUGCCAUGGAACAUCUCCUUCUCGUGGAGCUGGGCGCUCCAGGCGCCUCUUCUGGACCUCUGCAAGGGCAAAGGCGGCAAGAUUCCUUUGAAAGAGAUGAGUGAGCUUUACCUCCAAGAACUGGCGAUCGCCAGUGCUGCAGCUCAAGGAAAGUAUAAGGAGGGGAUUCCGCCAGAGGUUAUUCGAGAAGAUGAAGAAGUGAAGAAAAAGGAUGCAGACGAACCCACAAAGGAAGCAGAGGCCAAGAAGGAAGAGCCAAGGAAGGACGAGAAGAAGGAAGAACCGAAGAAGGAGGCAGAGGCCAAGAAGGAAGAGCCAAAGAAGGAGGAGAAGAAGGAAGAACCUAAGAAGGAUGCAGAGGCCAAGAAGGAAGAGCCAAAGAAGGAAGAGAAGAAGGAAGAAUCGAAGGAGGCAGAGGCCAAGAAGGAAGAGCCAAAGAAGGAGGAGAAGAAGGAAGAACCCAAGAAGGAGGCAGAGGCCAAGAAGGAAGAGCCAAAGAAGGAGGAGAAGAAGGAAGAACCCAAGAAGGAGGCAGAGGCCAAGAAGGAAGAGCCAAAGAAGGAAGGAAGAGAAGAACCCAGAGGCCAGAAGGAAGAGCCAAAGAAGGAAGAGAGGCAAGGAAGAACCGAAGAAGGAGGCAGAGGCCAAGAAGGAAGAGCCAAAGAAGGAAGAGAAGAAGGAAGAACCAAGAAGGAGGUCAGAGGCCAAGAAGGAAGAGCCAAAGAAGGAAGAGAAGAAGGAAGAACCCAAGAAGGAGGCAGAGGCCAAGAAGGAAGAGCCAAAGAAGGAAGAGAAGAAGGAAGAACCGAAUAAGGAGGCAGAGGCCAAGAAGGAAGAGCCAAAGAAGGAGGAGAAGAAGGAAGAACCGAAGAAGGAGGCAGAGGCCAAGCAGGAAGAGCCAAAGAAAGAGGAGAAGAAGGAAGAACCCAAGAAGGAAGCAGAGGCCAAGAAGGAAGAGCCGAAGAAGGAAGAGAAGAAGGAAGAACCUAAGAAGGAGGCAGAGGCCAAGCAGGAAGAGCCAAAGAAGGAAGAGAAGAAGGAAGAACCCAAGAAGGAGGCAGAGGCCAAGAAGGAAGAGCCAAAGAAGGAGGAGAAGAAGGAAGAACCUAAGAAGGAGGCAGAGGCCAAGAAGGAAGAGCCAAAGAAGGAGAGAAGAAGGAAGAACCCAAGAAGGAGGCAGAGGCCAAGAAGGAAGAGCCAAAGAAGGAGGAGAAGAAGGAAGAAUCGAAGGAGGCAGAGGCCAAGAAGGAAGAGCCAAAGAAGGAGGAGAAGAAGGAAGAACCCAAGAAGGAGGCAGAGGCCAAGAAGGAAGAGCCAAAGAAGGAGGAGAAGAAGGAAGAACCCAAGAAGGAGGUAGAGGCCAAGAAGGAAGAGCCAAAGAAGGAGGAGAAGAAGGAAGAACCGAAGAAGGAGGCAGAGGCCAAGAAGGAAGAGCCAAAGAAGGAGGAGAAGAAGGAAGAACCCAAGAAGGAGGCAGAGGCCACGAAGGAAGAGCCAAAGAAGGAGGAGAAGAAGGAAGAACCCAAGAAGGAGGUAGAGGCCAAGAAGGAAGAGCCAAAGAAGGAGGAGAAGAAGGAAGAACCGAAGAAGGAGGCAGAGGCCAAGAAGGAAGAGCCAAAAGGAAGAAGAAGGAAGAAUCAAGGAAGGAGACCCAAGAGAGGCCAGAGGCCAGAAGGAAGAGCCAAAGAAGGAGGAGAAGAAGGAAGAACCCAAGAAGGAGGUAGAGGCCAAGAAGGAAGAACCAAAGAAGGAGGAGAAGAAGGAAGAACCCAAGAAGGAGGCAGAGGCCAAGAAGGAAGAGCCAAAGAAGGAGGAGAAGAAGGAAGAACCCAAGAAGGAGGUAGAGGCCAAGAAGGAAGAACCAAAGAAGGAGGAGAAGAAGGAAGAACCCAAGAAGGAGGCAGAGGCCAAGAAGAAAGAGCCAAAGAAGGAGGAG